CUUAUUGCAUGUCAUACAUGCUCGUAGAUGCAUGUGACAUGAAACAUGGAUAGUGUUUACUUUUUUAAAUUACAGUGAUAAUCUGGCCAUAAGAAUUUGUGGAUAUUUUAGAUUUUGUAAAUACAUUUUUUCAUGACAUGCCUUUGAGAGAUGGAUGUUCCAGUACUUUAUUUUAUUCUGAUACUGGUUUUAAUUGUAAGGCAGAAUAAUUGUACUAAUGAUAAAAGUGAAGAACAAGAAAGUUGUGGUUGUAAUGCGUUAAACAGAGGAAGAGAAAGCGAUGCAACUGUUUGUGCACAGACGGAAACGUAUGCGAAUUUUGACCAUGACAAAUAUGGAGCAGUUGCGAACUCAAAUAAUAAUAACCGAACAAAUAAAAUGAUUUUUAUUAAAGGAGGGGUUUUCACCAUGGGUACUGAUAAACCUGUUUUUGUUGCUGAUGGUGAAGGCCCUUCAAGAAAAGUAACGUUAACUGAUUAUUUCAUGGAUGUUUUUGAAGUAAGCAACGCCGAAUUUGAAAUAUUUGUGAACAGCACUGGUUAUAAAACAGAAGCAGAGAAGUUUGGUGAUUCAUUCGUCUUUGAGACCCUUUUAAGUGAAGAGACCAAGGCAGGAAUCACGCAAGCUGUAGCUGCUGCGCCCUGGUGGCUGCCAGUUAAAGGUUCCAAUUGGAAGCAUCCAUAUGGACCUGAUUCAAAUGUUAAAGGCAGGAUGGACCACCCUGUGGUGCACGUGUCGUGGAACGAUGCGGCGGCCUACUGCAAGUGGGCGGGCAAGCGUCUGCCGACGGAGGCGGAGUGGGAGCACGCCUGCCGCGCUGGCCUGUCCGGCCGUCUCUUCCCGUGGGGGAACAAGCUGCUCCCUCGCGGCAAGCACCGGGUGAACAUAUGGCAGGGCCAGUUCCCCAGCGACAACACGGCGGAGGACGGCUACACGGCGACUGCUCCGGUCACGCAGUUCCCCGCCAACGCCUACGGCCUCCAUAACAUGAUAGGCAACGUGUGGGAGUGGACAAGCGACUGGUGGGAAACCAAGCACAAAGCCACACAUCUGCACAACCCUGUGGGGCCUCCCGGCGGCAGCGACAAGGUGAAGAAGGGAGGCUCGUACCUCUGCCACGAGAGCUACUGCUACCGGUACCGCUGUGCCGCCCGCAGCCAGAACACCCCGGACAGCUCGGCGGGCAACCUGGGGUUCCGCUGUGCCGCCACCACCCUGCCCGAGUACUUACAGCCCCGCCGAUAGGCUGUCUUCCUGCCACGACCCUGUAGCCCACCCGACCAUCCAUAAAUGACUAACAUAAUGUACGUAUUAAUAUUACACAUGGUGAAAUAGUGUACCAAAGAAAAAUGAUUUAGUGAAUUACUAUACUAAAUUUGUUUACACAGUUUUUGGUAUCCGUAAAAUUGGCUAUAGUCUACUAGCCCAAAACAAAACAAGUUUAAAUUAAAUGUUUAAACACAUACAUAUAUAUUUGCAUUACUUUUUGUGAUCCAUUUAAGGUUUGAAGCUCCAUAAAAUCAUUUGUUUCAAAAUGAUACCAUCUGAUGUUUAAUUGGAAGAUAAAAUAACUGUUAUGUAAUGGUAUUUGGCUUUCAGUGUACUGUAAUCAUCAAAACAGCAUAAAUCAUUCAGUUUUGACUUGUUGCACCUGAGUAAUAGGAUCUGUAGUUUCAAAGACUGGCAUACAGUCUUUAUGUUGUGCUGCAUGUUGCUGUUGGGCGCUCCGCACAUUGUUAUUUCAAGAGAAAUUACGUAACAAGCUGUAAAGCAUGCUCGUCCUGUAGUCUGAUGCGAUGAUCGGGUGUACUAGUAAGUGGCAGCUGAAAAGAUUAUAUUUUGUAUUUACUGCAAAUUCCUUCAAAUAUAUUGCAAAUGUGUUGACUCAUCUGAAAUGAAACAUGAUUGCAUUACUGAAUUUCAACUGUAAUAAUUUGUGUCCAAAUCAUGGAAUCCAAACUGUUUGCAAUACCUACAUCUUUCUCUCCAGAGAGCCAAAGCCUUUAGUGAGGGUAGUAAUUUAAUAUCCAGCAAAAAAAAAAAAAGGUACAUUGUUUUUAAAUGAGAGAUAACUUGUAAAGCAAACAUGUUUCUGCUGCUAGCUGUAGGUUUCAAUAGGUCACUUGGAAACAAUAGUAUUUCAAGAAACAUUUAAGACUUGAACAGAAUCAUUUAUUAAAUAUCUGUUAAGAAAAAAAUUAAAUACAUUUAACUUAAAUUCUAGGUAAUCCUAGAUGGUAUUUGUAAAAUACAUUCCAGUUAUAUCAUGAAAUAGCCAGAGGCAUUAAAUUUUAACAUGAAAAUGUUUAUUCUGUGUUCUGUUAGGUCUUGCAUACUUAUCUCCAAAGAAGUAACUACUAUAUUUUAACUUCAGAAACUUAUAAUUAUGCUAAAGAACAUUGUAUCACACAAAUAUUAAAUGAUGAGCUGAACUGGUAAGCUAGCCCUUAAGAGGUCCGCCUAGUCAUGGAUAUCUUUGCAUUAUUGAGUGUGAUGCUCACUGAUCCUUCCAGCACAGUAUUGCAGCCAAGUGCAAGACUUUGGACUGGCACACAGUCUUCCCAUUGUGCAUAGAACAACUAUGAGAUUUGAGUGAUAAUGAUAACAUUAUGUGGUGAAAAAAUGAAGAUAAAGGGUUUUUCAUGCCCAAAAAUUACUAUGUAAACAUUCGUUUUUAGCCAAUUUUACUUGUCUAUAAAUACAGUUUAAAAAUGAACUUCUCAUCCACCCUCAGCAUAUUCCUAGAUGCUAUUCAUAAACAGAUGUCAUUCUGAUAUCCUGAGAAGUUUCAAAUCCCUUGGUGUUUUUCUGAAGCUCUGCCCAUUGUAUGUGUGCCCGGGUAGGCAGGGGUCUUAAGGAACAAGUCUCACUACUAUUUCCCUCAUAUUUGGAAGGAAUUCCUCACAACCACAAUAGUUCUACCUUUGGUUACAGCAUGCUCAGCUGUAAUUUGAAAAUCCUGUAAUGUCAGUAGAGGUUGUCUUGUUAUGGACAGUUUUAUUUUAACUGUUUCCUGCUGUGCUAAAUCAUCCCACAUUUGGCUCCACCUACUUGGGAGUUUAUUUGCUGACGGGGAAGUGUUUAGGGCAUCUCGAAUGUAACUCAAAAGCUUUGGGAUGUAAAUUUUGUUUUACAAAGAAUGAAAAUGAAAGCAAGCACGACAUAGUUACAGUACUUAAAACUUUAUGUGGUAUAAUAUAAAUUUUUAAAGUAUGAUCCAAAUAAUCAGUUUUAUACACCACUUGUGUAAUGAAAUGGCUAAUGAUCUCUGGCUUAUUUGGUGUAUUAGUGAGUCUGUCAAGUACAGUCGCAAUCAAAGAAAAUGUCGCAAUGCUGGGCUAGCUGAGCUGAGUUUCGUUACAAACAUUUUUCUAGAUGUUGGACCAUUUGAUUGUUAAAACAUUUGGUUUGCAGCAGUGCUCGUUGAAGGGAGGUGAAAUCGAAGGUGUCAGUCUAAGCUUUAAAACAAUUGUCUGCCAGAUCCCAGUUUUUGAAACAAAAGUCCUUCUGAAGGUUGCGGGAGCGAAUUAUGAUUGAUUUGAUAAACACCAGAAAAAGGUUCUUGCUCAGCUGCUGGCUCAUACAAGCAAUGAGGCUUUUUCUAUGUGCAAUCCAUUUAUUUUUGGUGAUCAAUCACCCAAAACAGCUUCAGGUAGGAGGUGCCCUUAAAUCAAGAUAGGCCUUUUUAUUAUUAUUAUCUUUUAUGUCAGAUGUCUAUGCUAUGUUUAUGUAUUUUAAAAGGGUUUUUUUUUUCCAUGAUACUUUGCUGUGUAUUGUGUGCUGUAGUGAAUUUUUGUUAGUGAUACUAAGGUAGUGGUUGAUGUCUAGUACCGUAUUUAACCAGAGAAGGGUCGCCCCUUCGUAUGGGUCGCACCCUUAAUUUUGGGCAAAAAAAUCUAACAUUUUCACUAUAAGGGCCACCCCUGCAUAUGCAUCACAUCAUACAUCUGACUUCACUAGAGUUCCGUGAAUACAAGUAAAGUGUUCUUUUUUUCAGCUUAUUGGCACGUAAGAAAUACGACACUGGCAUUGGCCCUCAGCUUUUCUUUGUUUACUACUGGAGGAUGUGAGGCAGUCCACUACCCAACCCCACCACCCCAUUUCCUAACAAGACAAAGGAGAAGACUUCUAUUUUUAUACCCUUGUUUCCGUUUCAUCCAUUGUAUUUUAUUACUCGCCUCUUCGUCUGGAGAAAGAAGAUAUGGCAAGCUACUCUUUGUCAGUUCCGUCUAUAAAAACUAGUACGCAGUUAACUGCGAGGCUAGAGGAAUAUAAAAGGUGCUCUUAUAAACACCAGCAAUGGCUGCAGUUUUGCCACGGUAUUUUCAGUCGGAAGCUUGGGAAAUCUCAUUAAAAAACAAUAAUGAUUGGGCACCUGUCAAGAUAGACACAUUAAUUGUGUGGAUGCCAGUUCGUGGGACAUUUACAAAGAAGAGAGGGAUUGAGAACCAUCAACAUUGCCAUCUGGCCUCACGCACACACAUGUACACUCUCUUGCUCCCUCUCUGGCUGGUUCAUUUGUAGAUUUUACUCUCCUCUCCUUGUCCUCCCCAACGCAGCAACAGGUCGGGUUCACAGGUGCGCUGUUCACGGAACUUCACGUGACUGCUGAGAAAUUUUGAUUGAACAAUUUAUACUUGCUCGUGGAGUUAUAUUUAUUAAAAACCAACAUAGGUUAAGUAUUUACGCACAUAUUCAACCUCAGUACAAUAUUUUAUUGCAAUCAAAAAUUUGAAUAUAGGUAGCAAUACAUUUUUUUUACACUAAAAAUCUGCAUAAAAUAUGCGGCCCAUACGCGGGUAAAUACGGAAUGUAAUUUACUUAAAAAUUUGUACUUAAAAUUAAGCUGGGAGCCUGGAGACUAUAGGCGUAUUACCUGUGCUGUUGCAGAACCCCUCAUCACUUUUGUGGUAUGGCUUCCAUUGUAAAGUGUUGUGUGUCACAGAUAGGUAUGUACAAACUUAAUUGUUUAGUAAUGAAGUAAGAUGAGAUUUGCCAUGUGAGGGCCAGUACUGCAAUCAUUUUAAAAGUUUCUACGUCAAUGGGUUGUUGUACAUGCUAGUACUUAGAAUUUUGAAGAUACAAAUCUUGGUUUUGUGUAAAUUGACAUUUCUGAUAUUUUAAUGUUAUUGAAAUAUUUUACUACAAUUGAUAUUUGUUGUCCAUUUUUAUUAUAACUGAAAUAAAAUUCUUUGUUUUAAAGAAAUA
Bacillus rossius redtenbacheri is the source of this 5208-nucleotide messenger RNA. RefSeq names its product formylglycine-generating enzyme. Gene Ontology annotation, cellular component: endoplasmic reticulum. The record is from RefSeq and is a predicted model, not a curated record. The transcript has 4 exons. NCBI's taxonomy places the organism in Eukaryota, Metazoa, Arthropoda, Insecta, Phasmatodea, Bacillidae. The coding region runs from base 151 to 1245 and encodes 364 amino acids.